AUGUCGUCCAGUAAAAACAAGUCGUCACAUCCGGCUAUUAAUCUCGUGGCAGGCGGCACCGCCGGGCUGUUCGAGGCGCUGUGCUGCCACCCGCUCGACACCAUCAAAGUGCGCAUGCAAAUCUACAAGCGGGACGCGUCCAAGGGCUCCAAGCCUCCGGGGUUCGUGCGCACGGGCCGCAAUAUCUACGCUGAAGAAGGGCUGCUGGCGUUCUACAAGGGCCUGGGGGCCGUGGUGAUCGGUAUCAUCCCCAAGAUGGCGAUCCGGUUCACUUCGUACGAGUUCUACCGCCAGCUGCUCGCAGACAAAAACACCGGCAUUGUCUCCACGGGCAACACGUUUGUUGCAGGUGUGGGCGCGGGUAUCACCGAGGCCGUACUCGUGGUCAAUCCCAUGGAGGUGGUCAAGAUCCGGCUGCAAGCGCAGCAUCUGCGGCUCGUUCCUGCGGUUGCGGAGCUCGCCGGGGCCGUGGGGCCCUCCACGGCGUCGCCUGCUGCGGCUUCGACCGCUACUGCCAACAUGGUGGCCACUCCGCACUACCGGAACGCCGUGCAGGCCGCGUACGUGAUCGUCAAAGAGGAAGGUCUGUCUGCGCUGUACCGUGGUGUGUCGUUGACCGCGGCGCGCCAGGCCACCAACCAGGGUGCCAAUUUCACAGUUUAUUCCAAGACCAAAGAGUAUUUGCAGCGCUACCAUGGUACCGACACGUUGCCCUCGUGGGAAACCUCGCUGAUCGGGCUCAUGUCCGGCGCGGUCGGACCCUUCUCGAAUGCCCCGCUCGACACCAUCAAGACCCGUCUUCAAAAGGACCGCUCCACCACCAACAUGUCUGGGUGGGCGCGCAUCGUCACCAUCGGCCGCCAACUCAUCCGCGAAGAAGGCUUCCGUGCCCUCUACAAAGGUAUCACUCCGCGUGUGAUGCGCGUUGCCCCGGGCCAGGCCGUCACUUUCACCGUCUACGAGCUCAUUCGCAAGCAUUUGGAGUCUCUCGGACUUCACAAACCGUCCUCUCCUUCCAAGAGUACGCCCUUGAAAUGA
Messenger RNA from Lachancea fermentati, 1038 nucleotides. The record is from the annotation of a GenBank genome assembly. Lineage: Eukaryota; Fungi; Ascomycota; Saccharomycetes; Saccharomycetales; Saccharomycetaceae.